AAACAUACGAAAAUCAUUCAAAUCCUAUACACUUAACAGUCCAUUCUUGAAUAAUUCUUCUACUUCUACAAUUGUCCUGAUUCUGAGUUACUUCGUUUCGUCGCAUAAAGAAAUAAUGGAAUUAGCAGAAAGAAUGUCUGAAUUCGAUGUGGGUUUGCUCCAAUCCAUACAAAACUUUCUUCUUAGCGACUCAGAAUUCUCACUGGAUUUUCUGUGGGAUAAUGCGACCCCAGUUCUGGACGACAGUGAGAGUUCGACGUCCCAAAUGGUUGAUGAGUUGCUGAGUAAUAAUAGCGACGGAGGAGAGGUUGUCGAAACACCGCCCCCGCGAAGUGUUAAAGCUCCGCCAGCGGAGUGGAAACGGUACAGAGGAGUGAGACGGCGGCCCUGGGGAAAGUUUGCGGCGGAGAUAAGGGACCCCGUCAAGAAAGGCUCCAGAAUGUGGCUGGGGACGUAUGAGACGCCGGAGGAGGCGGCUUUGGCUUACGACAGAGCCGCGUUUAAGCUGCGGGGGGCACGGGCUAGAGUCAAUUUCCCGAACCUUAUCGGGUCGGGUGCUCCGGAGCCAAUCAGGGUGACUAAGCGGUGCCGUUCGCCGCAGGAUCCGGUGAUAUUCGAUUCAGCUUCAUUUACAGAGAUGAAUGCGGGUCGGAAGAAAAUGAAAGUGGCUGUAAAUUAAUAAUAUAUUAAAUUUAGGGUUUUGUUUGAAUUAGUAAUAAGUAGGUUACUAUUCUUGGACCCGAUUUACGAUUUCACAUUGUAACCUAAUGAAUUAGUAAAUCAGAUGGUCUUUAAUUAUAA
Messenger RNA from Sesamum indicum (sesame), 801 nucleotides. RefSeq names its product ethylene-responsive transcription factor 1. Lineage: Eukaryota; Viridiplantae; Streptophyta; Magnoliopsida; Lamiales; Pedaliaceae. The record is from RefSeq and is a predicted model, not a curated record. Gene Ontology annotation, biological process: ethylene-activated signaling pathway; regulation of DNA-templated transcription. Gene Ontology annotation, molecular function: DNA-binding transcription factor activity; DNA binding.